AUGCCAGCUGUUCCCGAAAGGUGGAAGGGGCAAUGCGAAGAGAAUUACGACUUUAACUCCUCUUCGUACUGCAACCGAAAGCUGAUCGGGUCUCGGUUCUUCCUAAAAGGUUCCCACAGUUCGGGAGGCAUCUUGAAAGUAAGCCAUGGGAGUCAUGUAUCGUCGACGGCUGCGGGCAACUUUGUCCUCGGCGUCAGUUAUGCCGGUUAUGCCAAAGGCACGGCCAGAGGAGUUGCUCCUCGUGCCCACAUAGCAAUGUACCAAGUGGACCCGGAUUCAGAUGCCCUUCCUGCGGAAGUGCUGGCGGCAAUUGACAAAGCAAUUGCAGACGGGGUUGACAUCAUCUCCUUGUCCAUCGGCUUCGAGGGUUUAUCUUAUGAUCAAGAUCCGGUCGCAAUCGGCGCCCUUUCUGCUGCCGAGAAGGGCAUUUUCGUGGCUGCCGCCGCCGGCAACAAACCAGAAGCGUCCCAUCUCAUCAACGGACCGCCGUGGAUCACAACAGUCGGAGCCGGGACCAUGGAUCGAGGUCUUACAGCCAGUAUGACUCUGUCCAACGGAGUGGGAAUCAAGGGAUAUUCAUACUUUCCCCUAGACAUCUCUACCGUCGAACUUCCCUUGUACUACCGAAAGGGGAAAUCUGGAUGUGAAGCUACCUCGCUGAACCGCUCACAAGUUGCAGGCAAGAUGAUACUCUGUGACAACUCCUUCAAGGAAGAAAUCUCACUUGAGUUGGUUCCAGCUCUUAAUCGAUUGGGGGCUUUUGGAGCAGUCUUGAUCACUGAUCGGCCCGCCGAUUUGUUAGAGCCAGAGGAUUGUUCGAUUCCCUUGAUAGCUAUAUCUCAGAGCUCAGGGGAUUCGGUACGGAAAUUUGCAAUCGACACCCCAGGAGCCAAAGUACAGAGUCUGCGCUUUCAGUCGACAGACAUUGGGGUCAAACCAGCUCCCCAAGUGGCGGGCUUCUCCUGCAGAGGGCCGGACCAAUUUCACCCGGGGAUACUGAAACCGGACAUUUUGGCUCCCGGCUUCCAAAUCCUGGCGGCCUUCUCCCGCAAGCUGCCAUACAUGUCUCUCGGGGGAUACAGUCUGAUGACCAAUUACGGCAUUCUCUCCGGCACAUCGAUGGCGGCCCCACACAUUGCUGGCGUUGCAGCUCUUCUGAAAUCCGCCCACCCUGAAUGGAGCCCAGCUGCAAUUAGAUCGGCCAUGAUGACGACGGCUUACGCGGUGGACAACACGGGCCAGAGUCUGACGGAGCAGUUCACGGGGAUUCCAAUGUCGCCGAUCGAUUUCGGAGCCGGACACAUCGAUCCAAACAGGGCCAUGGAUCCAGGGCUGAUAUACGAUAUCCAGGUCCAGGAUUACAUCGAUUUCCUGUGCGGGCAGAACCUGACGAGAAAGCAAAUCGACUUCAUCUUGCAGGGGCGCGGGUGGCACUGCAGCAAGAGAAUUGAGGUGGAAGAGCUCAACUAUCCUUCUCUCACCGCCGUGUUCAAGUCCAAGAGCAGAGCCGUGGAGUUCAGCAGGACCCUGACCAACGUGGGGGGCGACGGGAGGUCGGUUUACAGAGUGUCGGUGGAGAAUGCCCCGCCGGCGAUGAGAAUCGAGGUGGUGCCGGAGACUCUGGUGUUUCGUCACAGGAAUGAGACCAACAAGUUCCAUGUCCACCUGGAGGUUGAAGAAGGAUCCCCCGCGGUGUUGUACUGUUUCCUGCGAUGGAGUGAUGGAGACGGCCAUGUGGUUUCCAGCCCCAUCGUUGCCCUCACUCUCGACGAUCACGGCCAGUGA
Linum tenue is the source of this 1785-nucleotide messenger RNA. The record is from the annotation of a GenBank genome assembly. Lineage: Eukaryota; Viridiplantae; Streptophyta; Magnoliopsida; Malpighiales; Linaceae.